AAAAGACAAAAAAAUCAAAAUUAUGUUUCAAAAUAUACAAUAGAUAAUUACAGCAAUUUAUUAUUGGAUUCUUAUUUUUUUGUAUCAUAUAAAAAACAAUUAACUAAAAUGAUUAUAAAAAGGUUAGAAAAUAUUGAUGACUCGAUUAUUGAAGGUAAUGAAUCUUUAAAUCAAAUUGAUUUGGAAAAUCAUAAGGUUAGAUUGGAAAUGGAUGAAAUAAAUGAAACUAUUAAGAAUAAAUAUGAGGAAUAUAAAGAGUUGGAAAACUAUUUAUUAACAAGUGAUACAAAAUUAGAAAGAAUUGAGGAUGAAAACAAUAAACUAAUUGCAGAAGAAAAAUUUAUUGAAGAAAAAAUUGUUUUUUUCAAAGAAAAACUUGAUUCAUUUGAAAAUGAUAAAAAAAUUGAAAAAAGUAUACUUGAUAGCCAAGAAACUCAAAUAGAUAAUUUAACUAAAGCACUAAAUGAUUUAAAUAAGGAAGUAGAUAAUUUAGAUAACAAAAAUGAUAGCUUGAGGGAAAGUUAUAGAAUAACUUCAACAACUGCAGCCACAAAGACUAAAGAAUUGGAAAAACUUAAAAAUAUCAAUACUGAAUUGAAAAAAAUAGUUGAUAAUCAAGAGUAUCUGAAACAAUUAAAAUGUUUAAUAUCUCAAGAUGAAAAAACUAAUAAUAAUGUAAAUGUGGCUAAAUUAGAAAAGAAAAAAGAAUUCUUGGAGGGAUAUUUGGAAAAUUUACAAAAAAUAUAUCAGGAAAGAUUGGAACAGAUUAGUAAAAAUGCUACAGGUUCAGCUCAUUCAUAUAAUAGAAAAAAUAGUAGAGCUAGUACCCCAUAUGUAUAAUUAGUUUUUUUUGGUUUUUUUUUAAUGAUAGUCUGUAUUUUAGUUUGCAAUCACUUUUUUUUCACUACGAAUAAAAUAAAUCUUUUUAUAUUCUUUCAAAAUUUAUUAAAUUUCU
Molecule: messenger RNA, 955 nt
Organism: Ascoidea rubescens DSM 1968
Lineage: Eukaryota; Fungi; Ascomycota; Saccharomycetes; Ascoideales; Ascoideaceae
Gene: HDA2
Product: Hda2p
Exons: 1
Coding region: 109-840 (243 amino acids)
Source: RefSeq, a predicted model, not a curated record